AUGUUGAGUUUGUUUGAUUUCGGUAUCUUGGUGGCGGCACUGCUUGCCGGUUUGUACUACUAUCUCGAUCGGAAGCGGUCCUACUGGAAGGACCGUGGCGUACCUGGUCCAAAAAGUGAGCUUUUGCUAGGGAAUUUCGGUACGGUCGGUACCAAGGAACACAUUACGGUGCCGAUGAAAAAAAUCUACGAUGAGCACAAGGGACAGCAUCCGUUUGCUGGCAUCUACCAGUUUGUGAAGCCGGUAGCAUUGAUCACUGAUCUGGAGCUGCUAAAGUGUGUGUUUGUGAAGGAUUUCCAGUACUUCCACGAUCGGGGUACGUUCUACAAUGAGCGUGAUGAUCCACUGUCGGCCCAUCUGUUCAAUCUGGAGGGACAGAAGUGGCGCACGCUGCGUAACAAACUUUCGCCAACGUUCACGUCCGGCAAGAUGAAGAUGAUGUUCCCAACGAUCGUAACAGCAGCGAAGGAGUUUAAAGACUUUAUGGAAGAAACGGUGAAGCGUGAAAAUGUGUUUGAGUUGAAGGAUUUGUUGGCCCGCUUCACGACGGAUGUGAUCGGAAUGUGUGCGUUCGGUAUCGAGUGUAACAGUAUGCGCAAUCCGGAUGCAGAGUUCCGAGCGAUGGGCCGAAAGAUUUUUGAGAUUUCGCCCGGCACGUUCAAGACGAUGCUGAUGAAUGGAAUGCCCUCGCUGGCGAAGAUGCUGCGCAUGAAGCAAACGGAUCAGGACGUGUCGGACUUCUUCAUGAACGCCGUCCGGGAUACGAUCAACUACCGCGUGACGAACAAGGUGAAGCGAAACGAUUUCGUGGACCUGCUGAUCACGAUGAUGAGCAAGGAUGAGAACAAUUCUGACGAUGAGUCGCUGACGUUCAACGAAAUUGCUGCUCAGGCGUUUGUGUUUUUCUUGGCCGGAUUUGAAACAUCGUCCACGCUGCUCACUUGGACGCUUUACGAGCUGGCACUGAACAAAGACAUCCAGGAGAAGGGUCGCCAGUGUGUGCGGGAAGUGUUGAAGAAGCACAAUGGAGAAAUGUCUUACGAAGCUGUGAUCGACAUGAAGUAUCUCGAUCAGAUCCUUAAUGAAUCACUACGCAAAUACCCGCCCGUUCCAGUUCAUUUCCGCAUUGCAUCGAAAGACUACCAGGUACCCGGUACCAAAUCGGUUCUUGAAGCUGGUACAGCAGUUAUGGUUCCAGUGCAUGCCAUCCAUCAUGAUCCGGCAGUGUUUCCCGACCCGGAACGUUACGAUCCGGAGCGUUUCAGCCCGGAAGAGGAAGCGAAGCGUCAUCCAUACGCUUGGACACCGUUUGGCGAAGGUCCAAGGAUAUGCGUUGGCCUGCGUUUCGGCAUGAUGCAGGCACGGAUUGGGCUGGCGUACCUGUUGGAUGGUUUCCGAUUUGCACCGAGCCCGAAAACGAUCGUACCGAUGGAACUAUCUACGGAAAGUUUUAUUAUGGCACCGAAGGGAGGGCUGUGGCUGAAGGUGGAUAAGAUUUGAGUUGUUCUAGUCAAUGUAGUUUU
Molecule: messenger RNA, 1523 nt
Organism: Anopheles maculipalpis
Lineage: Eukaryota; Metazoa; Arthropoda; Insecta; Diptera; Culicidae
Product: probable cytochrome P450 6a20
Exons: 2
Coding region: 1-1500 (499 amino acids)
Molecular function (GO): iron ion binding; oxidoreductase activity, acting on paired donors, with incorporation or reduction of molecular oxygen; heme binding
Source: RefSeq, a predicted model, not a curated record